Molecule: messenger RNA, 495 nt
Organism: Anthostomella pinea
Lineage: Eukaryota; Fungi; Ascomycota; Sordariomycetes; Xylariales; Xylariaceae
Source: the annotation of a GenBank genome assembly
AUGACCAGUCGACGUUGGCACGGCCCCGUGCGUGCUAUUGUUAACUUCGAGCUGGGCCUCCUGCAGAUUGACGCGCCGGCCAUCAACACCGACCCGGCCAUGUCUGCCGAGGAGUUGCCCUGGCUGAGCAAAAUCUGCAGACUGGCCGUCACCAACACCAUAGGGCCGUUCGCUGACAUCAAGAAGUUCAUGCAUCUAGUCCGUUCCAUGCCGCAUUUUCGGGAGGUGUCAGCGAUCGUACCCUGGCAUUUGCUGCACUUCGACGUACCGCAAGGCCAUCCAGACCUGCCCAAGGACGGACUCGGCUUUCAUCAGUGUGAUGACUUCCAGGGGAUGCGCUCGGUUGGUACCGUCGACAUGGCCGCGUUCGUGCAGUGGUUCGAACUGCUGGCUUCUGCAGUGGCUAAGGAGAGGAAGGGCGUCAAGGUCUCGGCUGUUUGCUAUUGCAAUGAGCUGGAGGGUGCACCGCGGGUCAGGGCGCGGCCUACGGGAUAG